UUGGAUUCUCUUUUGUGCCUUUUCUCUGCAGCUGGCCUGUGGACAGUCUUCACCUUGGGCGGAGUGGGGAGUAAGGCAACACCACAGCUGGAGCAGUGCUCCCCACUGGCUAACCAGAGCCUGCUGCUGCUGCUGGUCCUGGCCAACCUGACUGAUGCUCCGGACACACCAAACCCCUACAGGCAGGCAAUUAUGUCAUUCAAGAACACACAAGACAGCAGCGCUUUCUCAUCAUCACAUCCCCACGUUUUCCAGAUUAAUUUUAACAGCUUGUACACGGCUUUGUGUGAGCAACAGAAGUCUGAUCAGGCAACCCUUCUGCUGUACAUGCUUCUGCACCAGAACAGCAACGUACGGACAUACGUGUUGGCACGGACAGACAUAGAGAACCUUGUUCUGCCAAUUCUCGAAAUUCUAUAUCAUGUUGAAGAAAGGAAUUCACACCAUGUCUACAUGGCUCUCAUCAUUUUGUUGAUCCUCACAGAGGAUGAUGGCUUCAACCGAUCCAUUCAUGAAGUGAUAUUGAAAAAUAUCACUUGGUACGCUGAGCGUGUCCUAACAGAGAUCUCACUUGGGAGUCUCCUGAUACUCGUUGUGAUAAGAACUAUCCAGUACAACAUGACACGGACACGGGACAAAUACCUGCACACUAACUGCCUGGCAGCCCUAGCCAAUAUGUCAUCACAGUUCCGCUCACUACAUCAGUAUGCUGCGCAGAGAAUCAUCAGGUAAAUAUGAAACUUCUGA
This is a messenger RNA of Meleagris gallopavo (turkey), 747 nucleotides long. Lineage: Eukaryota; Metazoa; Chordata; Aves; Galliformes; Phasianidae. The record is from RefSeq and is a predicted model, not a curated record.